AUGUCAACUGAAAAUACGAAAAAACAAAUCCCAGAUAGCAAUUCUGCUCCAGCUCUGCCUGCACCACUCAGUGAUCUGAAAAUUAAGUAUACUAAGAUAUUUAUAAAUAAUGAAUGGCAUGAUGCAACUAAUGGCAAAAAAUUUGCAGUCUAUAACCCUGCAACUGGAGAUAAAAUUUGUGAGGUAGAAGAAGGAGACAAGGAGGACAUAGACAAAGCUGUUAAAGCAGCGAGAAAAGCUUUUCAGCUUGGGUCGCCAUGGCGUACAAUGGAUGCUUCAGAACGGGGAAGGCUCUUAAAUAAACUAGCUGACUUAAUUGAAAGAGAUCGUCUAGUCUUAGCUACAAUGGAAGCCAUUGAUGGUGGAAAACUUUUUUCCACUGCCUACUUAAUGGAUUUAGGAGCCUGCCUUAGAACUUUACGCUACUGUGCAGGCUGGGCUGAUAAAGUUCAAGGUCGUACCAUUCCAAUGGAUGGAAACUUUUUCACAUUUACGAGACAUGAGCCCAUUGGUGUGUGUGGCCAAAUUAUUCCUUGGAACUUCCCUUUGGUUAUGUUUGUCUGGAAGAUCGCUCCUGCCCUUUGUUGUGGAAACACAGUGAUCGUCAAACCAGCAGAAGAAACUCCACUGACUGCUAUUUACAUGGGAUCUUUAAUUAAAGAGGCUGGAUUUCCACCGGGGGUAGUGAAUAUUGUGCCAGGUUUUGGACCCACAGCUGGAGCAGCAAUUUCUCACCACAUGGACAUAGAUAAAGUGGCUUUCACAGGCUCUACACAGGUUGGCAAACUGAUCAAAGAAGCUGCUGGAAAGAGUAAUCUGAAGAGGGUUACAUUGGAACUUGGAGGGAAAAGUCCUAAUAUUAUAUUUGCGGAUGCAGAUUUGGACAAUGCUGUGGAACUUGCACACAUUGGUCUGUUCUACCAUCAGGGUCAAUGCUGCAUAGCAGGCUCUAGGAUUUUUGUGGAAGAACCUAUUUAUGAAGAGUUUGUCCACAGGAGCGUUGAGCGAGCUAAGAAAAUUACCCUUGGUGAUCCUCUGUCUUGUGGUGUAAAUCAAGGUCCCCAGAUUAAUAAGGAGCAGUUUCGUAAAAUCCUUGACCUAAUUGAGAGUGGGAAAAAAGAAGGAGCCAAACUGGAAUGUGGAGGAGGUCCAUGGGGAGACAAAGGUUACUUCAUCCAGCCCACGGUUUUCUCUAAUGUUACAGAUGAUAUGCGCAUCGCCAAAGAAGAGAUUUUUGGGCCAGUGCAGCAAAUCAUGAAGUUUAAAACUGUAGAUGAAGUGAUCAAGAGGGCAAACAAUACUCAGUAUGGGUUAGCAGCAGCAGUUUUUACCAAAGACCUUGAUAAAGCAUUGACAUUUGCAACUGCUCUUCAGGCUGGAACAGUAUGGGUUAACUGCUAUAGUGCAGUGUCUGCUCAGUGUCCUUUUGGAGGAUUUAAAAUGUCAGGAAAUGGACGAGAACUGGGAGAAUAUGGCAUUCACGAAUAUACAGAAGUUAAGACUGUCACAAUCAAAAUUCCACAGAAGAAUUCAUAA
Messenger RNA from Emys orbicularis (European pond turtle), 1536 nucleotides. RefSeq names its product aldehyde dehydrogenase 1 family member A1 (gene ALDH1A1). NCBI's taxonomy places the organism in Eukaryota, Metazoa, Chordata, Testudines, Emydidae. The transcript is spliced from 13 exons. Bases 1 to 1536 code for a protein of 511 amino acids. Gene Ontology annotation, molecular function: benzaldehyde dehydrogenase (NAD+) activity. The record is from RefSeq and is a predicted model, not a curated record.